CCUAAUGGAAAAGUAUGAAUAAUACACUUGUGUUAUGAUGAGAUCACAGCACCAACCUAGAGGCCAGACAGUGGAAUAAAUAGUUAUGGAGCAAAAGGAUAGAAAAAAAAGAGAAGCUGGUGUAGAAGCAUUACCAAGUGUUUUAGGGAUCAAGCAUGAACUACCUGUGGAUAUCCAGCCAGAUAUUGUCAAUAUAAUUCCAGCUGAAUACAUAAAACAAGAGGAGUUUACAGAAAUCGAAGACACACAAGAAAAUUUGUUGCCAAUGUGUGAAAAUUAUGAUCUAUUAUCAGAAUUUACAACAAAUACAGAAGAAAACCCAGAGAGGCUUAAUUUAUUUUCAGUUUUUGAAGAUAUAAAACCUGAUGGUUUAUAUGCAGGACUAAGCCUAUCACUAGAGACUACUCUUAAUGACAAUAUUUCUAAUAUAAAGACAGAAUUAUCAACUGAUUUAUCAGAGCUUAAGGAUAUGUUUAUAAGUAACAUUGAAAAUCCAACAUGUAUUCAGGUUGAAUUAUUAAAGAAGUGUAAGCAGAAAAAUUUAAAACUUUCAAAGCGUAGAAGUCUUCUAGUAAAAUGGAAAGAAUCACACACAGAUACGAGGUCAUAUGAGUGUGAUGUGUGUUAUAAAAAGUAUGUUUCAAAGGCUAAUCUAAAUCAACAUAAAGCUAUUCAUUCAGGAGAGAGGCUGCAAAAGUGUGAUAUUUGUCAUAAAAAUUUUACUUCAAGGGGUAACCUAAAUAGACAUAAAGUGAUACAUUCAGCCGAUAAGUCACAUGAGUGUGAUGUGUGUAAAAAAAAGUUUGCUACUAGGACAUAUCUAAACCAACAUAAAGUAAUUCAUUUAGGAGAAAAGUUACAUGAAUGUGGUGUUUGUCAUAAAAAGUUUACAACAAGAGGUAAUCUAAAACAACAUACAGCUAUUCAUUCAGUGGAAAAGUCACACUCGUGUGAUGUAUGUCAUAAAAAAUUUGGCUUAAAGACUCAUCUAAAUCAGCAUAAAGCUAUUCAUUCAGCAGAGAGGCUACAUGAAUGUGAUGUGUGUCAUAAAAAGUUUAUUAAAAGGACUAUUCUAAUUAAACAUAAAGCAAUUCAUUCAGCAGAAAAGUCACAUGAGUGUGUUGUAUGUCAUAAAAAAUUUGCUUCAAACAGAAAUCUAAAUCAACAUAAGGCAAUUCAUUCAGGAGAGAGCCUACAUGAGUGUGAUGUAUGUCAUAAAAUGUUUUCUAGAAAGUUUUACCUAAAGCAACACAGAGCAAUUCAUUCAACAGAAAAGUCUCAUGAGUGUGAUGUAUGUCAUAAAAAAUUUGCAACAAGGAGUAAUCUAAAGCAACAUAAAGCAAUUCAUUCAGAAGAGAGGCUACAUGAGUGUGAUUUAUGUUGUAAAAAGUUUUCUAGAAUGCCUUACCUAAAGCAACAUAAAUUAAUUCAUUCCACUGAAAAGUCACACGAAUGUGAUGUAUGUCAUAAAAAAUUUGCCUUAAAUAGUCAUCUAAAUAAGCAUAAAUUAAUUCAUUCAGGAGAGAGGCUACAUGAAUGUGAUGUGUGUCAGAAAAAGUUUACUACCAAUUAUUCUUUAAUUAAACAUAAUGCAAUUCAUUCAGCAGAAAAGUCAUAUGCGUGUGAUGUGUGUCAAAAAAAAUUUAUCACGAGGUCCUCUGUUAUUAAACAUAAAGCAAUUCAUUCAGAAGAAAAGUCAUUUGAGUGUGAUGUGUGCCAUAAAAAGUUUUCUAUGAAAGCUUAUCUAAAGCAACAUAAAGAAAUUCAUUCAGAAGAAAAGCCUUAUGAGUGUGAUGUAUGUCAUAAAAAGUUUACUGUGAGGGCUUAUCUAACGCAACAUAAAGUAAUUCAUUCAGCACGAAAGUCAUAUGAGUGUGAUGUGUGUCAUAAAAUGUUUAUUACCAAUGGUAACCUGAAUGUGCAUAAAACCAUUCAUUUUCCAGAAAAGUUACAAGAGUGUGAUCUAUGUCAUAAAAAAUUUGUCUCAAAGAGUCAUCUAAAUCAACAUAAAGUUGUUCAUACAGGAGAGAGGAAACAUGUAUGUGAAGUGUGUGGUAAAAAGUUUACUACCAGUUCUACUCUAAUUAAACAUAAAGCUUCUCAUUCAACAGAAAGGCCAUUUGAGUGUGAUGUGUGUCAUAAAAAGUUUACUACAAGGGUUUACCUAAAUCAACAUAAGGCUAUUCAUUAAGGAGAAGCACCAUAUAUAAGUGUGAUGUGGGUCGUCAAGAGUUUUCUUUAAAUCGUAAACUAAAUCAACAUAAAAAUCUGUCAUCACAUGAGUGAUUUGUGCUAUGAAAAUAUGCUACAAGGAAUAAUCUUUAUCAACACAAAGAAAGUUCUACAGUAGAGGUUACAUGAGUGUGAUUUGUCUCACAGAAAGUUUACUUUGAUAAGGAGUUGAAAAUGCCAUCAGUUAAUUGAUUUAGAAAUUGAUCAAAUUAAACAUAUUUGUAAAUAUAAUAAAGUAUGUAUAAACUUUGAUAAAUAGAUUAAAUUAUAUGCUUAUAUGAUAUUAAAUGCUAUAAGCAAUAGAGAGAACAUGAGUAUAAGUAUAAAGUGUUUCAUAAUAAAGUUUGCUUUUAUCAACUCAAGCAAAUUAUUCAAGAGAGAGGUCAA
Physella acuta is the source of this 2619-nucleotide messenger RNA. Its product is annotated as zinc finger protein 883-like. NCBI's taxonomy places the organism in Eukaryota, Metazoa, Mollusca, Gastropoda, Physidae. Gene Ontology annotation, biological process: regulation of DNA-templated transcription. The record is from RefSeq and is a predicted model, not a curated record. Gene Ontology annotation, molecular function: RNA polymerase II cis-regulatory region sequence-specific DNA binding; DNA-binding transcription factor activity, RNA polymerase II-specific.